ACAAGAAUCUGUUAAUUUCACAGAAAUUCGGAUAAUCAAAGAAGCACAUUGAUUCAGUGAACUUGUGGGCAUGUUGAGAACUAAGCAAAGCAUGUGGCAUAUCAAUUCACUGUUCUGAUAAGAGAAAUUUCGGGACAUUGAAAAACUGCACACUCUCAGAUUUUCCCUCAAAUUGAGUCACAGGAUUAGACUAGAAUUUCAUGAUGACAAAAGGCUACAUGUUGUGUUUUUUCAUUACGCUACUGUUUUCAGAUAUCAAGUCAGAAAAGUACAAAGGUACUCAUCUUUCUACAAUAUUUGAAGACAAUCUGAUUGUACCUCAUUUACUUCCGAACAAUCCCGAGGAACUCUGCACCAUCAUUUAUGAGCCAAAUUUGAUCAUAAGUACUGCCCAACCAUACUACGUGUAUCAAAUACAAGGCUUACCCGAGAUAGAAUGGGACUCAAAAUCAGAAAAAUAUUACACUGUGGUAGUACUGGGUGCAAUUCAAAAAGAAGUUCAACGACCUACCACGGUAUCGGUACUGGAAAAUGAUACUAAUUAUACUCUACAGUGUCCAGUACAAUGGUGGCACCACUGGGUAAUUGUUGAUGUUCGUAAAAAUGAUCUCAAGACAGGGACAAUCAUACAACCUUUCACUGUAAACUCGAAUGUUCCUCAACCAAAUGAUACGCAUAAGCUUGUCUUUGCAUUUGCAGUUUAUGAACAACCGAAAAAACUCAAACUUCAAGUAGAUGAUAAUGAAAAUUCACCGAAAGCAUUAUUGGAACGUUACUUUACUCCCUUGUCAAAAUACGUGGAGAGCUUCAAAGAAACGGUUUUAAUAGCAGGAAAUUAUUUUUACGCCGUUUUCAAACCACAAGGCCUUGUUCUUGAUUCCUCACCUGUCAGAAAUCUACUCAUGAAAGCUAUUAAAAACAGAAUGGUGAUAUAGAAGUGAUCUUGGAAACGAAUAAAUUUUUUUACGUCAAA
This is a messenger RNA of Planococcus citri (citrus mealybug), 973 nucleotides long. Its product is annotated as putative odorant-binding protein A5. NCBI's taxonomy places the organism in Eukaryota, Metazoa, Arthropoda, Insecta, Hemiptera, Pseudococcidae. The record is from RefSeq and is a predicted model, not a curated record. The transcript is spliced from 7 exons. Bases 201 to 935 code for a protein of 244 amino acids.